UUUUUUUUGCUCUUUAUCAUUUUUAAGUCAAUAUGUUGUCUUUUCAAAGAAAGCUAUCAUCAGCACUUUACAGCUACCCCGUCCUUGCUCAAGAGAUAAGGCACAGCUGCUGAGCGAGGAGAAAAACCCUCCAUAAAAGAGGACCUUCCACAGUGGAAUGAACAUUGGCCGAGGCGACAACCUUACAAAGAAACGUCACCGAAUCAGCUGUUUUGCAAAGCUGUAUUGCUUUCUCUCCUAGCCAUGGAAGAAGGGGAGGAGGAGGAGGAAACUACACCUCCCAGCAUCCCUCUGCAAGGCCUUGUACUGCGGAACAAAUCAUCCGGACGUUAGUAGGAAUUACGGAUUCCGGGAUAGUUGCAUGUUCGGCUUCUAGGAAGUUACCUAAGGAGUUUCGGUUUAGUUUUAGGAAGAGAGGAUCUGAACCUCAUCCUUGUCUCCUUUCACACGACGGACGGACGGACGGAACAACGUGCAUGAUUAACUUUUUGCGGAAAGACUCCCCUGAAGAAGAAAAAGAAGUCUUAUGUCAGAAAGGCAGAUGACUCUUCAGCCCCCCAAUGUAGAAAAUAUCUCAGCCAGCCUUCAACAGGAUGAGGCCGAAGAAAGAAAAGAGGAUUCUUUGGCAGAAAAACUGUCAGAUUCCGAUGGACUCCCAUUCGGAACAGAGGAUAGUGACGCUACGGGGUGCAUUGUAAGACUUCCAUCUGAUUCUGCUGAUUUACCUGAUAGUUGUGUAGAUACAAAUUUGUUGAAUUCUUUACAUGAAAAGACAGAAUGUUCCACCCAUGCUGACCUCCUAGAUUCUCAGAAAGAGGAAACAUCUUUAACAGAGACUGUCCCAGAAGAUAAAAUCAAUUCACAGGGCCAGCACUCUCCAAAAUAUACUGAAGAAACAAAAGAAGGUGGUUUGGAUCAGGAAAGUGAAAUAGUUCAAAAUCUUGAAGACACAGAGAAGACAUACCCAGUUACAGAUGUACAACAUACGACAUCCAAACUAGUGCCUGAAAUCUAUUCUCGGAAGACAAGUGAAUACUUUACAUCAGAAGUAAAUCAACAGAACGCCGUGAAAAAGCUGGUAAUAAAUAAUUCUCAGUCUCAUCAAGAUAAUGGCUUUCUCCGCCGUGGAGUUUUUCUAGCCAUAAUGGUGGCGUUGAUCGCGAUUUUCGCAAGUUGCUGUUGUUACUAUCCUUCACACGCUCCAAGUAUGCCGAAAAACCCAGUGGUGGAGCUCUUCCUAUCCAAGUUCAAUCCGCUGAAGGACGUCUUCCCAGGUCAGAGUCCUCACCUGUGGGGACGAGUACGGAAAAUAUUGCAGAAGCACCUUAACGCAUCCUACCACACUGAACCAGCUAUCUUAAUCUUUACUGCUGCCCAGGAAGCGAAAUCAACUCUCAAGUGCCUGAGCACCCAGGUUGCCCGCGCCUAUUCAUCAUCCCUGGGAGGCCGCACAGUCCACGUAGAUGGAAUUUCUAAAUCUACUCUAAGCAAUGAUCUUGCAAAGCUAGCAGUUGACGAGGAGUUGAGCGUUGGUUUCCACGGAGGAGGGAAGGCAGCAGUAAUACACCAGUUUGAAUCCCUGCCUGCAAGCUCCACCUUAAUCUUCUACAAGUACUGUGACCACGAGAAUGCCGCUUUCAAAGACGUGGCGCUGAUUUUGACAGUUUUGCUGGAGAAUGAGAAGUUGGAUCCUACCAUUGGUCUACAAAUUGUGGAGGAAAAUGUGCGGGAUUUCCUCUGGACUAAAUUCACAAACUCUGAUUCAACCAGUUCUUACGACCUUAUGGAUACCGAUAAGCUAAGUGGGCUCUGGAGCCGCAUAUCUCACUUAGUCGUUCCUGUAUGUCCUGUGCCAUUUAUAGAAGAUAAUGGCUGCUUUCAACAAGUGGCAAAUAAAGAAGACUUCACUUUUAAAAAUUAAAAAGAGGAAUCCGCUUUCUUUCUGCAGUUUUCUGAAAGAUUUGCACAAAUCAAGAUUUUUUUUUUGUUUGCCUGAUAAGGACUAGAGGUAUUAAAAGGAAACAAACUUAAUUUUAAAUAAAUCAUGCAUUGUGGUGUUCGUUUUGAUUACGGCUUUCAUAACAAACCAGAAAAGGAAAUUACUGAACUGGUUUUAUUGUUGAGUUGGCUUUUGCAAUGUACUUUAAUGCAAUAUUUUUAAAGAUGGAUAACUAGUGUAGUUAAAGAUGGAUAUGAGAACUCUAGUAACUAGUGAUCAUGUAAACCCUAGUAACUAAUUAGUGAUUAUGUGAACUUCUCAUAAACAAACACUACACAGUUCAGCAUAUUUGCACAGGAUCUCAUAUUCAGCCAACUUACUGAAAAUUAGAUGCUGAUAUUAAAGCUAAUUGCAAAAUAAACUACGUAAUUUUCUGAAUUUAUGUAGUUAAUAUAUUGAAUUUCUUUAAAGUUUUUUAAUACAAACUCCACGAAUUGAGUUGUCAGAUAAGCAAAAUGUACUGUAUUUGUGCAUCUAAGGCAUAUUUUCUAAAUGGUAAUUCUAAAAAUAGCUUUUACUAUAUAAUGUGAUACACUACACUCUGUAUAAAGGAGCUGUUAUAUAUUGCAUCUCUUCUCAAUUUUGGUGAUUUUUAAUAUAUGAUACAAACUGCAAUUCCUUCCAAAGGUACAAUAUAAAUAUCCUAUUGGGAACAGAA
This is a messenger RNA of Thamnophis elegans (Western terrestrial garter snake), 2657 nucleotides long. RefSeq names its product torsin 1A interacting protein 2 (gene TOR1AIP2). NCBI's taxonomy places the organism in Eukaryota, Metazoa, Chordata, Lepidosauria, Squamata, Natricidae. Gene Ontology annotation, molecular function: ATPase activator activity. The record is from RefSeq and is a predicted model, not a curated record. The transcript has 4 exons. Gene Ontology annotation, cellular component: membrane. The coding region runs from base 527 to 1921 and encodes 464 amino acids. Gene Ontology annotation, biological process: membrane organization.